Symbiodinium sp. CCMP2592 is the source of this 4824-nucleotide messenger RNA. The record is from the annotation of a GenBank genome assembly. Lineage: Eukaryota; Dinophyceae; Suessiales; Symbiodiniaceae.
AUGGCUAACGUGGAUGCGGCGCUUUUGGAGCUUGCCGUUGCAUGCAGAGUUCCGCAGGAGUUCCACUUCGUGCUGGAUGGUUAUGACGUGCCGCUGUUUGGUUGCCUAGCAGCCUCACACUCGGAAGUGGAUGCCUCAAUCGAGGUACUGCUGGAAGGGGCCGCCUUGCCUGCGGAAUCCACCGAGAAACUACGUCUUAUGUCAUCCUUCCGCCUGCUGUUUCAGAAGUGUCAGUCUGUGACAGCAACUGGUUCGAAUGCGGGGAGUGCGGCCCACGCAAGCAUGACAUCCAAUGCAGCUUCAUGGGUAGACUCUUUCCCGGCAAAAUUGACAGGUGAGGAGGUGGUGAAACUCCGCCUUGAGUUCGAGGCUUCGUACCCAGGAGAGGUCUUGGAUGCGGAUAACACCCCAGGUCACCGGCUCUUAGCGUUGGCCGCAAAGCUUGUUAAACCAGGUGAGAUGCGGUGGGUGGCUUGGAAACAUCGGAUGAGCAAAUCCCAAGAGGAGGCUUUCGCUCUGCGCAGGCCGGCAAAAAUCCCGAGGUUGGAAGAGCUGGUGUACGACGAGAUACCUUCAAGAGAGCUACCUCAAGGCCAAGUCGGCAUGACCUUCCUGCAGGGCAUCUUGGGUCUUUUGUGCAUAUCACUCGCCUUCGUUAAGGGGGCUCACCUUCAGAGCUUGCGGCUUUACGAGCGCAAGUUCAUCCGCUUGGCCUGCCAGCGGCAUGAGGCAUCUUCAGGGCUCCGAAGCCCGAAUAUGGAGGAGCUUCAGGCGGCAGACAAGCACAUUUGGGGCUUGAUUGCAGAUUUGGUCAAUGUCCACAAGUGGAGCCUGAAUGAUGCACUGACGGAGGUAGUGCAAGUUCGCGGUGACUUGGCAGCCAUGUUGCAGCCUCGCAGCCAAAUCUUGAAGAUCAACAGGCAGCCUUUCAAAGGCAAUGGCAAGGGGAAAGACUCCCCUGGUGGUAAGAACGGCAAGGGCAACAAGGGCAAUGGCACCAACAGUCAACGCUGGAUGCUUUCUUACACGGACUCCAAGGGUCAACGCAAACAAUUGUCACAGUCGGUGGCGGAACACUCCGAUGUGCGGACUGGUCGAUCCAGCGAACUUCCGUCGCCGACUUCAGCGGAUUUUUCUUGGGAAGCUUGCUUGGCUAUCCUGCAGAAUCACUGUUUGGGUGAUGCUCCUCUGUACCGAGAUACAGUUCUUGCAGGUGCGCGAUCUCGAGCACAAUAUUUCAAUUUUGGGGCGAGAGCGGGCUCCAAUGCGGGGCUUUGCAAAGGCACAGCAGAAAACGCAGAAUUCGUUGAGUACCUGAACAUUUUCCUUCGGCAGAUUUUUCCAGACGGCACAUGGUCCAGCUUCUGUGUCAGUCACAAUGAGUUCGCUCACAUCCACGUGGAUAAGAACCUUCCGGGAUCUUUGAAUUAUUCAUUCAGUGUUGGGGCUUUCGAGAAAGGCGGUUUGUGGGUGGCGUUGCCGCCAGACGAACUUCCUCACCUUCCACGAGUGUCUCCGCCGGACACAUCAGCUGAUGCCUCGCUGUUGGGUUGCAUAGUUCAGACCAGGAGGUGUGGUUUUUCUUGGGACGGCCGCAUUGCUCAUUGUUCGGAGCCAUUGGUUGGUGACAGAUGGGUCGUGACGGCCUAUACUUCUUGCACUUGGGGUUCAAUGACGGACCCGGAUCUUCGCUCUUUACGUGAUCUUAUGUUUCCGCUACCAGGCGACGCCAUGGUGAUCGACGAGGCGGAGUGUGAGUCUCGGGCUGCCAAAAUUGAUCAGGCACAGCUGGGGCUACCAGUUGCAAUCAUGCCUCCCGACCUUGAUGCAAUUCGAGGAAAUCUUUUUCUGGAGAUCUGUUCUGGGCCAAAUCGGCCUCUGUCUGCUGCCCUCCUGGCGAAAGGUGUUUCAGUGCUCUCGAUCGACAUUCUUUUGCAUGAAGAUCACAACUUGUUGAAUGACUCCACUUAUGACAGCCUCAUGCGGUUAUGCUACAGCGGACAGGUGAAUCUGGCACACGCCUCUCCACCUUGCACGGAGUACUCCAGGCUCAAGCUCCGGGCAGAUGGUGGCCCCAGGGCGCUUCGCACUCCAGAACACAUGUCUGGCGUUCCUGAUUUGAGUCCGUCAGAGCGGCAACGUCUGGAGCAAAGUAAAAAAGUGCUGGUUCGUACAAUCAAUUUGCUGCUGGCAACAUACUGCGCUGGAGGGCAUGUUAGUCUGGAAAACCCUUUGAACAGCAUGGCAUGGUUGGAGCAGGAAGUCCGAGAAUUUCUGCAACACAUCAACGCGGACCUGAACUGUGUGGCUGCUUGUGGCUAUGGUAUGGAUGUACUGAAGCAGUGGUGUUUCGCAUGCAGUUUUCGGGACCUCCAGCAGAUUGCAUGUUGUUGUCAACACGAUCCUCAGUCGCAUGCACAGGUGGCAGGGAUUGUCGACAAAGACGGCGUUUACGCUUCCAGAGCCACUUCGGAGUUUCCGGCACAGCUCGCGCAGGCCUAUGCAGAAGCUGUUCUUCCUUUGUUCGAGACUUCGAGCAAGCCGUACACCAUUUCUCUUGAACAGGUUAGGUUUCUUCGAACCCACAAAACCAAGGAGGAACUUCCCCGAAGCACACAGGACGGAGGUGGGAUCUACUCAAUGCCGGAUUGGAGUUUUCCUCCAAGCGGCUGCAAGGACCUCCUAGGGGGAGUGCGUAAGCAGCUUGUGGAGUACCUUUUCCACAUCAGGGCCCCAUUGCGAUUGCGCGCCCAUGUGGAGUCCGAAAGCGAACUCCCGCUGUUCACAGAGACUGAGGUUCGGCAGUUCAGGGAGAUCUGGCAGCAAUGGUUCAUGCAACAGGGUGUGCAAUCAAUCGAUUGGAGCGUGGCUGAACAUCAACCUUACUCGCUGCUGGCCUUACAAAGCCUCUCUCGAGCCUUGCAAGACAGAGAUGAUGAACUCUUUCCAGCAUUGCUUGCGGGUGUUCCCACAGGUUUCUUCUCGGAUAUCCCGCCCAGUCACGUUUUCAUUCCGAAGCACAAGGAUGACUCUUCCGAAGCCCCGGCGGAGCUUGUGAUCUGUGAUCGCAACUGGAAGGGGGCCAGAGAAAAUCCUAAAAUCCUUUCGGAAUUGAUUGAUAAGGAGAUUUCAGAGGGUUUUCUUGAAGAGCUUGAUCUUGCUUCAGCUCAGCAGCGCUGGGAGAACAUCGCAGUUGCCAAGCUCAACGUGGUUUUGGCGGACAAUCGCAAGCCGCGCUCCAUCAUGGAUGGGACGGUUUCUGGGGUCAACUCCUCUUGCUUCUUGAAUGAGCGUUACUGUCUGCCCUCGCUUAAAGACGUACGCUCUGCCUUUCCACUUCGCAUGAACAACGAGGACUUGUCAGCUUUCAGCUUGGACAUUCGCGCGGCUCACAAAACGAUCCGCAUUCGGGAGAAGGACCGUGGAUUGGCGGGGAUCAAGCUUGAGGACGGUCGACACCUGUGGUACCGAGUUUGCCCAUUCGGCACAGGUUUCAGUGCUCUGUGGUGGGCACGAUUGUCUGCUUUCAUGAUCCGAACUUUUCAUCUCUUGAUUUGGUUGUGUCACGCUUUAGGCAUCUUUGUCGACGACCUAUUGCUGUGGCUGUGGCAAGGCGACAAAGCAAUCGAGAUUUCAGGCUGCCUCAUCCUCAGCUUUUGCCAAGCUUACAAUGUGCCACUAUCGUGGCACAAACUGCAGUGCGGGUACAGAGUGAAGUGGAUAGGAUGGCUAUUCAAUUUCAGAUCAGGAACUUUCAGUCUGCCAACCGACAAGAUUGAGAAGAUUCUUCGUUCAGUGCGGGUCGUUCUGCGGCCAGGCAACGUGGAUCGCUGCGAUCUUGAAAAAACGGUGGGUUUGCUUCAGUGGGUGAGCCAGAUUUCUCCUGAACUCCGCCCCUGGAUGGCAUUCUUGUAUUCGGAUCUGCAUAGACCGGUGGCCACAAACCAUCAUGUGGAUUCUGGCGAGUGGCACUUGCUGCAUGAGUACUUGGAUGAUAACCUGCGGUUCACCAGCCAACCUCCAGGCACAGCUAUUCCACGAGGUGCUCGUCUUUUGUCUGCCAGGCACAUUGAGCUGCACUCCAAGCAGGACUUGAACAAAGUUCCUCUGACUUCACGUCGGAUAUAUAUGCGUAUCUCUGAUCCCAAACAUCCCAAGCGCAAGCUUUCGGAAUGCAGCCGCAAGUUCAUGGAAUUUUGGGAAUCGUGGUGCAUGCGCAGCCCAUUGGAACAGUGCCUGCACCUUCCUCCACGGAGCAUUGCCUGUACCUUGGCAGCGGAUGCUUGUGCUCAGGGUUCCUCUAUCGGGAUAGGUGGUUUUCUGCGUGUUGAGGGCUCACCCGUCUUGUGGUUCAGCGAACGAUUUGAGAAGUCGGAUUUCGAUGACUUGAACAUCCCUCUCGACAACAACACUCAGAAGAAUAUUGGAUGCUGGGAGCUCCUGGCUGAAAUUGCUCUGGCGCUUCUUUUUGCAGAGACUUGCCCGGGCGGACGAUGCAGGCUUCAGCUGCGUACUUUCUGCGACAAUGCCUCUGCACAGGCAUCGGCAAAUCGUUUGAUGACUACGUCAUCCCCGCUCUGCUUUUUCGCUCAGCAACUGGCUUUUGUCGCUUUUAGACACGGGAUUACCCUGGACGUGCACCACAUUUCGGGCUUCCGCAACGAGGAGGCAGAUUACCUGUCCCGCUGGAACGGCACGGACCCUCUUUUGCCCGAGUUCGCUGAAACCUUUCGCUAUCGCUACCCAGUCAAGCGCAUGUGGCAGUCUGACCAUGAUGUGAGAGUGUUCCCGAAGGGCACUCGGCUCCUGUGGAGUCCUCCGUGA